Paramecium sonneborni is the source of this 1204-nucleotide messenger RNA. NCBI's taxonomy places the organism in Eukaryota, Ciliophora, Oligohymenophorea, Peniculida, Parameciidae. The record is from the annotation of a GenBank genome assembly.
UAUUUAGAGAAACGGAUAAUGAGAACAUUUAUGUUAUUAGGAUUGCUUUCCAUCAGUUUUGCAGUGAGUAUUACUAAUUAAGGCACUUUAACUAAUCCAACAUCAAGAGUGGAAAGAAUAGUAAGCAAAUUUAUGCAAUUAAGUGAAAUGAGUACACAAUUUAACUUUAAUAAACUAUUCGAUGCAAUUGACUAAUUAAGUGCUUAAUUGAAAGUAAUUUAAUGUAUUUAAUGAUAAUAGCAAUCAGAAGUAGACGAGAACAAUCUAUUUGAUGCUGAUUUUGCUUAAUAUGUUGAAGAUUAAGCAUUUUAUACAGAUUUAGUCACCUUCUAUAGUGCAGAAGUUGCUUAACAUUCUGAAGAUCUUAGAUCAUUGAAUAAUCAUCUUGAAUCAUAUUAAUAAUAAUUAGCAUAAAGACAAGAAGAAUUAGAUAGAACACAAAAAUAAAAAGCUUAAUUAGAAGAAACUAUUAGAUAAAAUGAAAUCACUUAUAAUAAAUAAAUUAGUGAUUUUAAUACUGCUAUAGAUGUUUUAGAUUAAGCUAUUUAAUUACUUUCUGGUUUGAGAAGUAAUAUUAAAUAUUAUAAAUUAUUAGACCCUGUCUUAAUUUAAACUGAGUCAGAUUAAUUGAAAACCUUAGCUAGUAAAUUGAAUGCCAUUAAUCUUAAAAACCACAGAGUUUUAUAUUAACCCAUAAUUGAUAUCUUUAUGUAAAUUGCAUAAAAUAAGUACAUAUAUUAAAUCCAAUUAGUUUGGCAAAUUAAGAUUUACUCAAAAAGGUACUUAAUAUGUUAAAUGGACUCAGAAACUCAUUAGAUGGAGGUAGAAAUGCAUUAACUAGCAAUUAUAAUAGUGAAAGAGCUUCUAAUUUAGAAUUAUUAGAAUCAUAUAAUAAAAAAAUUGAUGCUCUUGUUAAUGAAGUAAUUCCUAUGUUAUAAGAUUUAAUUGCCAAUACUAUUGGUAUAUAUAUAAUUAAUGAUUCUAGAAUAAAUUAAGGUUAAAACUGAAUUAUUGAACAAUGCCUAAGCCAACCUUGAUGAAGCAAAAGAAACAUUAUAAUUUAUUGAAGAUAGAUGGGUUAAAAGAAAGGCUUAACAUGCAGCAUUACUAGCUGAAUAUGAGAAAGAAUAAGCACUUAUAGCUUAGACGAUAACUGUAUUGCAAAGAGGUGGUGUAAGAAGAUAAUGAUUUAAAUUUUAUUUUA